AUGAGAAGAGCAAUUUAUAAAUUCGUGUCUUUAGUGUACGUUAUUAUCUUCAUCCGUGGUGGGCAGGCACGUAAAUGUGUGAAUUUGGCAAUUGAGAGAGUAAUAGAUAUUUAUGGCUUUUCUAAAGGCCUUCAUUGGGACAAUUGUACUCAAAAGCUGUACUUUGUUAAUAUAUACGAUCAAUAUAUACACAGUCUAGAUCCCGCAACAGGUGUUGUGAAUAGUGUAUACAUAGAACAUGGAACUGUUGGAGUUGCUAUACCUGUAGCUGGCACGACUGAUCAAUUUGUAGCAGGUGCUGGAAAAGAUGUUAUUCUCGUUAAGUGGGACGGAAACAGCAAUAAAUCGAACGUACCAAUCGAAGUAUUGUUUUCACUUGACUCUGCUCAAGUUUCAACAAGAACCAAUGACGGGAAAGUGGACCCAUCUGGAAGAUUGUGGAUCGGUACUAUGAGUGAUAAAGUUCCUGUCAAUGAUAUGGCUAAAAGUAAAGAAAUUCCCAAGCAAGGGUCAUUAUAUUGCAUUAAAGAUAAUCUAAAACCUGAAAAAAAGAUAUAUCCAGUUACAAUAAGUAACGGAUUAGCAUGGAAUAAACAAAAUACUAUCAUGUAUUAUAUUGAUACACUUACUCAGGUUGUAUCAUAUAAUUACAAUUCGAAUAAUGGGGAAAUAUCUAAUAAGAAGAUUGUAUUUGAUCUUGAUAAGACUAAUUUGAAAGGAUUACCCGACGGAAUGACUAUAGAUACAGAUGGUAAUAUUUGGGUAGCAUUAUUUGGUGGAUCUCAAGUAAUUGGCGUAAGACCGAGAACAGGAACCGUAGUGUGUAAAGUUGAACUUCCGGUUGAAAACGUAAUCAGUGUCACGUUCGGUGGUCCGCUUCUGGAUACUUUGUACGUGACCACGACUGGUUGCACAUUAGAUAAAAAACAAAACCCGGAUCCUCAAGCUGGUGCUUUAUUUGCAAUAAGAGGCUUAGAAGUGCGUGGAGUUCCAGCAAAUUUGUUUAAAUUAGCGAAGCAUUAA
Molecule: messenger RNA, 1023 nt
Organism: Cyphomyrmex costatus
Lineage: Eukaryota; Metazoa; Arthropoda; Insecta; Hymenoptera; Formicidae
Product: regucalcin
Exons: 6
Coding region: 1-1023 (340 amino acids)
Biological process (GO): L-ascorbic acid biosynthetic process
Molecular function (GO): gluconolactonase activity; calcium ion binding
Source: RefSeq, a predicted model, not a curated record